Molecule: messenger RNA, 3136 nt
Organism: Vespa crabro (European hornet)
Lineage: Eukaryota; Metazoa; Arthropoda; Insecta; Hymenoptera; Vespidae
Gene: bgm
Product: long-chain-fatty-acid--CoA ligase ACSBG2
Exons: 14
Coding region: 322-2388 (688 amino acids)
Cellular component (GO): membrane; endoplasmic reticulum
Molecular function (GO): long-chain fatty acid-CoA ligase activity
Source: RefSeq, a predicted model, not a curated record
UAACAUUCUGGAUGCUAGGAAGUACACGUAUUUGAUUCUUAAUCACGUGGUAUUCUCUAUAAUAUCAUUAUUUAUUUGUACGUGGCAUUUGUGACGUGAUUAUCAGAUUUAUAUUUUGCAUAUUAUUAUUAGAAUCUGUUUUAAUUCUAUAAAACAUAUAACGAGCUUCCUCGAGGAAAAAAAAAAAUAAAAUUUUUGUUACUACUCGUGCGAUUUUGCGGGAUCUUUGGAAUAACUAAAGAGGAUAAGCAGAUAAGUGGAUAAAUACGAUUAUUGAGAGAUUCGUUGCAUCACCAUUAAACAGUGGAAUACAGUGAAAAUAUGACUGCUGUGCAGCCUGUUUCAUCGAACAAUAUUCUCAAUGGCUAUACUAAGAAUGAAAAGGUACUUAAUGGAUCUUGUACUCGAUAUGCGGUAGCUAGUAAAACAGGCCUCGAUGGCCCGGAUCAAGUGUUAACGUCAGAUGUAAAUAUAACAACAGAAGCUAAUGGUCGAAUUAGAAUACAAAUGGGUGAAGGUAUUAAUGCAACAUUACCUACUUCUAUACCUGGUCUUUUAUCAGGAAUUGCUAAAAAGUUUCCGGAUCAAAUAGCUUUGGUAUCACGACCAGGAUUAGAUGGUACAAAUACAACAUACACUUAUAAGCAAUAUGAGACUGAAGUAAAAACUGUAGCCAAAGCAUUUUUAAAACUAGGUUUGGAAAGAUAUCAUAGCGUCUGUAUUCUAGGGUUUAAUAGUCCACAAUGGUUCAUAACUGAUAUCGCUGCUAUAUAUGCUGGAGGAUUGGCUGCUGGAAUUUACACGACAAAUUCUGCAGAAGCGUGUCAAUAUAAUGCACAACACAGUAAAGCAAAUAUAAUAGUAGUUGAAGAUUCUAAGCAAUUAGAAAAAAUAUUAACAAUUAAAAAAAAUUUAGUCCAUUUAAAGGCUAUUAUUCAAUAUGAAGGAAUACCUAAGGAGAAAGAUGUAUUAAGUUGGGAUGAAUUAUUAGAAAUUGGUAAAAAAGAAUCUGAUGAUAAAUUAGAAGCAGUUUUAAAAACCAUUGGUGCUAACGAAUGUUGUACAUUAGUAUAUACUUCUGGCACAGUUGGUAAUCCAAAAGCUGUUAUGUUAAGUCAUGAUAAUCUUGUACAUGACUCAAGAGCCAUUAGGAAAUAUGUUGAUUUUUUAGAUAUAAGUGAAGUUUGGGUCAGUUACUUACCACUGUCUCAUGUUGCAGCACAGAUAGUUGACAUAUUUCUAACUAUGUCUGUAGCAGCUACAGUAUAUUUCGCAGAUAAGAAUGCUCUUAAAGGAAGUUUGAUAAACACCUUAGUAGCAGCAAAGCCUACUGCUUUCUUAGGUGUACCAAGAGUAUGGGAAAAAAUUUAUGAGAAAAUGCAAUUAGUAGCACGUAAUAAUGGACGUGUAAAAACUUGGAUAGCAAAUUGGGCAAAAUCUCAAGGUCUCAUUUAUAACAUGAACAGAAUGAAUGGUACAGAUUACAGACAUUGGGGUUACAUUAUAGCUAAAUGGCUUGUCUUCGAUAAAGUAAAAACAACUUUAGGUUUAAACAGAUGUAAAAUAUUUGUCACUGCAGCAGCACCUUUAAGCGUAGAAAUUAAAAAAUACUUUUUGAGUCUAGAUAUUCCUAUAAUGGAAGCAUUUGGUAUGUCCGAAUGUAGCGGAGCACAUAGUAUAACUUUAAGGAAUAAUUACAGAUUAAGCAGCGUUGGUUCUGUUCUGCCUGGUUUUCGUACGAGAUUAGACAAUCCUAAUGAAACUGGUGAAGGUGAAAUUUGUAUGUAUGGUCGACAUAUUUUUAUGGGAUAUUUGAAUGAACCAGAAAAAACAAAAGAAGCCAAAACUGAAGAGGGAUGGUUGCACAGUGGUGAUCUUGGUAGAAUAGAUUCUAAUGGCUUGUUAUACAUUACGGGCAGAAUAAAAGAACUGAUCAUUACGGCAGGUGGAGAAAAUAUAUCACCUCUCCACAUAGAAGAAUUAAUCUUGUCCGAAUUACCUGUUCUUAGUAAUGCUUUGCUAAUUGGGGAUAAAAGAAAAUACUUGACAGUUUUAAUUACAUUAAAGGCUGAAAUAAAAGAAGAUACUGGUGAUCCAUUAGAUACGUUAACUCCAAGUACACUAACAUGGUUAAAAUCUAUAGGAAGUAAUUCAAAAACGAUUAGCGAUAUCGUGAAUUCAAAAGAUCCACUUGUGCAUAAGGAAAUAGAAGAAGCUAUUAAAAGAGCUAAUACAAAAGCAAUCAGUAAUGCACAGAAAGUACAAAAAUUUCGGAUUUUACCGCAUGAUUUUUCAAUUUCAACGGGAGAAUUAGGACCAACAUUAAAAUUGAAAAGAAAUGUUGUUUGUAAUAAGUAUGCCAAUCUGAUUGAAGAUAUGUAUCAAUGAAAAAUAAUUGAAGGUACAUUUACAGUCUAAUUACGUAUAAUACAUACUUCAGCGUAUUAGAUAUUUUUAUUGGGAUUAAAAGAUUAGACUACAUCGGUUGGAUGGUUCAAUAUGUUGAAUAUCUGCAAUAUUAUGGAAUUGAUAUAUAUAUAUAUAUAUAUAUAUAUAUAUAUAUAUAUAUGUGUAUAUAUUAAAGUACUUAUAGAGUUAUCUUUCAUAUACAAUGAACAAAAAUACGUUUUACUUUCGCAGCAAUCUAAAAGUUUAAAAUUUCUUUUCUUUUUAUAUAUAUAUAAAACACAAAGCAAUUAUCGAAAGAUCUGAUAUUUUUUUUAUUCUGAAAAAUGAUAUUUUUGAGUAGAUUUUUAAUUAUCCAUGAAAUUGUUAUAUUUAUUGCUAGUAAUUAUUGAAAAAUCUUAUAAUUCUAGUAGUUUAUUGGGAACAAUUAUAUUCACGGGGAAACAAAAAGAAAAGAAAAAAGAAAAAAUACCUAUUACAUAUACACGAAACUAUUUUUUAACGUAAAUUAAUAUCAGAUUUUUUUAUUAUCAAAUUAUUUCAUUUAUGAUUAUGUGAAAUAAGGAUAAAAUAAUGGUCCUAUUAAAAGUGCCUUUUCUCGCCAUUAAUGAAUUCACACAAUAUUUGCAUACGUUUGUAAGAUUUUUUGUCUAAACUAGUGAAACUGUAUUGGUAGUAUAAAAAGUGUUAUUUUAUAACGUAUAUAUUAUAGAUAAAAUAUGAAAAUUAA